AUGUUAAAAUCUUCUUUCUUUCUUUCUCUCUUUCUUUCUUUAUUUCUUUCCUGCCUGCUUUCUUUCUUUCUUUAUUUCUUUAUUUAUUUCUUACAUCAUUUAACACUUUCGUUUUCUUUGUUUCUUUCUUUUUUGUUUGUUUCUUUCUUUCUUUCUUUCACAUGCCUAGCAUUCGUUCUUUCUGUCGCUUUUACAUCAUUUAUCCCUUACUUCUUACUUGAUAUUUCUUUCUUUCUUUCUUUCUUUCUUUCUUUCUUUUACAGCCUCUCUGACUCAUUCUUUCUCAUUUUCUAUUGUCUUAAAAACCCUCUUAUCUCCGUUAAUCUCUCUCACAUUUCUUUCUUUCUUUCUUUCUUUCUUUCUUUCUAUCUAUCUAUCUAUCUAUCUAUCUAUUUUUAUCAGUCUAUCACUCUUUCUAUCGCGCCCUUUCACUAUCUAUCUAUCUAUCUAUCUAUCUAUCUAUCUAUCUAUCUAUCUAUCUAUCUAUCUAUCUAUGUUUCAGUUUAUUACUCUUUCUCUCUCUUACAUUUCUAUCUAUCUAUCUAUCUAUCUAUCUAUCUAUCUAUCUAUCUAUCUAUCUAUGUUUCAGUUUAUUACUCUUUCUCUCUCUUACAUUUCUAUCUAUCUAUCUAUCUAUCUAUCUAUCUAUCUAUCUAUGUAUGUUUCAGUUUAUUACUCUUUCUCUCUCUUACAUUUCUAUCUAUCUAUCUAUCUAUCUAUCUAUCUAUCUAUCUAUCUAUCUAUCUAUCUAUCUAUCUCAUUACAUUCUUUUCUUUUCUAUCUAUCUAUCUAUCUAUCUAUCUCAGUCUAGUCAUAUCUAUCUAUCUAUCUAUCUAUCUAUCUAUCUAUCUAUCUAUCUAUCUAUUUUUAUCAGUCUAUCACUCUUUCUAUCGCGCCCUUUCACUAUCUAUCUAUCUAUCUAUCUAUCUAUCUAUCUAUCUAUCUAUCAGUUUAUUACGCUUUCUCUCUCUCACCUUAUUUUCUAUCUCUGUUUCAGCUUUUUACUCUUUCACUAUCUAA
This is a messenger RNA of Acanthosepion pharaonis, 1020 nucleotides long. NCBI's taxonomy places the organism in Eukaryota, Metazoa, Mollusca, Cephalopoda, Sepiida, Sepiidae. The record is from the annotation of a GenBank genome assembly.